Molecule: messenger RNA, 1315 nt
Organism: Schizosaccharomyces japonicus yFS275
Lineage: Eukaryota; Fungi; Ascomycota; Schizosaccharomycetes; Schizosaccharomycetales; Schizosaccharomycetaceae
Product: complexed with Cdc5 protein Cwf25
Exons: 2
Coding region: 221-1246 (341 amino acids)
Cellular component (GO): Prp19 complex; U2-type spliceosomal complex; nucleus
Source: RefSeq, a predicted model, not a curated record
UAGACGCGUAUGUACCGCGUCGAUAUAUCUACAUGCUUCCACUACACCAAAAGAUAUAGUGAGGAUUACGGUGGCGUCCACCUACGCCUGUUAUGUUACAAGUUUCUCUAACACUUGCGAAGAACCGUCAAGCUUUCCCAAUUGCGUUUCGAUUUUUUGAACCAACUGGUAAAUUUCCCUUAAAGUACAGUUUUGUCUUUUAGCACUAGAUUCAGUCAAAAUGGGAGGCGGUGAUUUGAAUAUGAAAAAGAGCUGGCAUCCUCUGCUCAUGAGGAACCAGGAAAAAGUAUGGAAAGAUGAGCAAAUGCACAAAGAAGAACAAAAACGCGUUGAGCAAUUGCGGCGCGAAAUUGAAGAAGAAAGACAGUUGCUUGAAUUACAGAGGCUUCAAGAAGCAGCGGGAGGAAAAAAACGGCGGGACAUUGUUGAAUGGAUGUACGCGGUACCAAAUGCAGAUGGUGAAAAGAAAUCAGAGUCUGAGAUGGAAGAAUAUCUACUUGGUCGGAAGCGUUUGGAUGAUCUUUUGAACGAAAAAACUGAAAAACAAAGCAAUGAUCUUAACAAAACUGAAUUUAUUGCUGUCCAAAACGCUAAUUCUGCUCAAGACAUUCAGACAAAAGUCCGGUUGGACCCACUUUUAGCAAUUAAAAAGAAAGAGCAAGAUCAACUACAGGCAGCUCUCCAACGGAAGCUUUACGAAAAGGCCAAAAAACAACGGCGAGAACGUGAUGAGUAUCGUGCACAUAGCAGUCACCGAAGUGUUAGUCACCGUUCGCGAAGCCGUGAUGAUGAGUUUUAUAAUGAGAAAAGACGUUCCAGCUCUCGGUCACCAGAGAGAGAACGUCGCCGAUUUGAUGAUCAGCGACACGGCCGUCAUCGUUCCUCUAGUCACAGAUAUGAAAGCAGUCGUUCAGGACACCGAGAUUAUUCGCACGCACGUGAAAGUUCACGACAUUACAGAGAAGAUGGGAGAAGAGAACAAGAACAAGAACGAGAACGUCGUUUGCAAGAAAUGCAAAACAACGCCAAACAAUUAGAGCAUUCUCGCUCAGAAAGAGUUCGUAUCUUGGAGGCCCAAGAGGCAUCAGAGCGUUUGCGACUAGCAGAGGAGCAUCGGGAAGCCUCUAAAUGGGACAAUCAAGGGGAGUUUAUACGCAAAAUGAAGCGAGACGUAUACUCUGGCGACAAUAUAAAGCUUGAAGAUCGUGUUCAACGGGGGAGACGGUCAUUCUUGAGAAACGCAUAACUUUCUUUUUCUAGUUUGAAUGGUAUGUAAUUGUAUUCUUAGUAAUUUAAGUGUUGUUAAAAAGAGCAA